AUGGGAAACAUCACUCGCGCACGCUCACCACUCGGCGCGUUUCCGGUCGACAGUACAUCAUUUUCUCACAGCCGGACUGCUGUUGGUGACAGCGUGGCACGUUCUACUGUUCCGUAUUCCCGCUCAUCUGAUGGUUCACUUGAUGAGGCAAUUACUGCUGGCAUACGUCGCCGAAGGACAGAUUCUGCUGCUGGCCAGGAUGACCCAACAAUCCUUACGCCCUCGCGCACAAAACGGCUCAAAUUGUAUGCGAAGAAGAUGGCCGAGGAGAACGAUGUCUCAGAAAAGAGUCUCUUUGACUUUAUUGAUACCGGAGGAAUAUAUUACAUGCUCAUUGAUCUCAAAGUGUCUAUGAUGAAGAGUGAUACAGGCCGAAAGGCUGCUCUUCUCCUUGAUUUGAAAGAGUUGCUAAACUCUAAAGAUUUCAAAUCCGCACUCCAAAAUCGUUUGAUAGCAUGUCUAUUGUCACCAAACAUUACCGCAUAUGUGACGGACACACAUCCCCACAUCAUGAAUUUCAUCAAGGACAACAGUGGCGUAUUCAAAGUUCCACCAUCGCUGUUUGAGGAUGUAGAACUGACUGCAAUAUUGGCGAAAAUCGUCAGUGAGCUGCUUUCAUCAAUUCGCGGUAACAUGAAGAGCAAGUUACUCGCGUCUAUCCGCAAACGCAUGAGCAUCAUGGACACAGCAAAAUCACUUGCGCAUGGCUCUAUCGAGGUUGACUCCGCUCAUUGGAACAGGCUUGCAUUUUUGCGGCGCUGCUUGCGCGUCUUCAUGAUUGGUAUCAGCAACUACAGGAUUGUUUCACUCAAAGCCCUUUAUUCACCUUCUCUUAUUCCGUCUCUCCAUGCUGCUGUCCGUGCCAGAAUUGGACCGCUGCUUGGCAUUGACAUCGACAGCAUCGAGCGUGAGAUGCUAGGCGGAGAAGAUGAAGACAUUCUGGAUACUAACCAGGACAAUGAAGGCCAUGAUACAUACAACGUGGGAGCCGCUGCCAGUGGAGCCAUCGACAAUAGCGAUUUAGUUGAUGGUACAGGGUUGGAGGAGAAUCUAGGUAACAGCGGUGAUGCAGACCAGGAUUACGAGCCUGAGGAUAGCGAGGGGCCUGAUACUACCCCGGAUAGCCAAGUUCUUGCUGAAGACGACUCCGGCUUUGGAGACAAUGGCAAGCCCGCCGUUUUCACUGCAGGAAAAUUUUGGAACUUUGUUGAUACCUCGCUCGAGAACAUUCGCAAAGUUGCCAAGCAGGAGGCAGCGAACAAUCAUCAAGGAACCAUUCCCCUUCAUACAUCAAUCGAAACCACGUUUCGGCAAAUGCUUGUAGAAUAUUUUCAGGAGGACCUCGCUGAUUUUCCCGGCAACAUGUCCGUUCCUAAGCUCCUCACCAAUAAUAGCCCCCAGUGGCAGACCACCAUUCAGAACAAGCUCCUGUGGAAUCAGGAUCUGUGA
This is a messenger RNA of Suillus clintonianus, 1449 nucleotides long. RefSeq lists its product as uncharacterized. NCBI's taxonomy places the organism in Eukaryota, Fungi, Basidiomycota, Agaricomycetes, Boletales, Suillaceae. Bases 1 to 1449 code for a protein of 482 amino acids. The transcript is spliced from 7 exons. The record is from RefSeq and is a predicted model, not a curated record.